AAGAAUAUACAAAAUAUCACCUAGUAUAACUUCAAAGGUUCGUCCAACCCGGUAUUCAUUUCGACACUAUCCUCCUUAUACCACCCUGCCACCCUUGGGUGCACCAAUCCUCGCAGCUGCGCAGGUGUAUCGCCCCUAGCACCUUCUUAUCAACAUCUCCGAAGAGCCAGUCGCGCCAGAAAGAAGGCUUGGCUCCUUCGUACCUCUCCUUGCUUUUCGUUCCACGCGGACGUCGUCUUCAGGGACGAGUUCCCCUGACCGUGUCAUCACUUCGCAUCCUCCCGAAGGGCGAUCGCUGGACAAGACGAUGCGAUGGGCGAGGGAAAAAGCGACCGUUCCGGUAAAAGGCAAAGAUCCUCCUCUCGCGGUGUCGGCAAGUCAUCCCCGGAUUUCGAGAUAACGCAUGGUAAAGGCAAGGAGAAAAAGGGACGUAAGGGCAAGACUAAGGAGAGAUGGCCGUUUCUCGAGGGAUUGACGGUCGACGAAUUGGCUCGUUAUCGGAGAAGACGCGUGCAGGAUCGACCGAAGGACAAUCUUCAGUCAUAUCCAGAGUCAGGGGUCCAGCAGGAUUCUGCAUCUGAAUAUCGCCGCGCCUUCGGUGUAAAUGUUGAGGAACUUUCCAAGGAAAAUGUCUGGCCAAUAGAAGGAGGAAAGUCCGAGGAUUAUUCGGAGGAAACUCUCGAGGAUGCGCAAUCUUUGCAUCAUAUGGAUUUUCGAGAGCGCAAAACAAUCGAGGAUCCAUCCGCAAAAGAAGAGAAUGCCUUUGUUCAAUUGGGUCAAGGAAACGGGACGAUGGAAACACGAGUGGAAGCUCCGCACUUCGAGAUGUCGUUCAGACGACCGUCGCUUAUCAGAAGGGGUACUAGCUUAAAAUGCGGCGGGGAUUUCUAUACUGAUACGGAAACGUAUUCGGCGUACGUGCCUUAUGAGGGGCAGCAUCGUGCCGAGCUUGCGCGUCGACCUACGUCCUUGAAGAUGGAGGGUGACCUGGACACCAUGACAGAGAAAUGCGAGAAAUUUAUCGAAUGGCUGAAUGUUAGUCGACCGGAACUUAUGCGUAUACCCACUCACCUGAAGAUGGAGGGCGAGUUGGAGACAUCGACCGAAAAUCAGGACAAGUACGUUCCCUUUGUGGGAGCGCGGAGACCGGAAUUGUUGAGACGAGGCACAAAUUUGAAGCUCGAAGGAGAUACCUACUUUGUACCGGAAUACACUGAUGUGUUCAGAGAUUAUCAUGUCACAGAUAGACUGCAGCCGAAAAAGCCGCAAACGCAUUUAAAAGUUGAAGGUGAUUUUUUCCAAAACACAGAGAGCACUGAAAAUUUCGUUCAUCCUCGUAUCAAGCAGACGCAAGAAAUAGACACUAAACAGAUCAAAGAUGAUGAUGAUGAAGAAGAUAAAUGGAUAGAUGAUCAAGAAGAGAAGCAAAGAAAAGACGAAGAGAUGAGGAUAUUGGUGUCAAAGUUAGAAGAUCUGAAUGGUCGGCCGCUCGAAAUUCCGGAAUAUCGAGAUGCCUAUAAGGAUUUUCCACGCGAACGGCCCAAGUUCGCAAAGCCGGAUGACGAAAUAGGUCGCGCUGAUGGCUCAAAGGUAUCUUCGCCAUCGCGCUCUAAGUUUUCCAUGAAAAUCGAUCAAGACCCAGAGUACCAGUCUAAGUAUAUGGAUUAUCCGCGAGAUCGUCCUAUCUAUCGUAAGCCACCACCGAUAUUGCGACCGACAAACAUCUCUUCCGGUCGCAGUAGCGCGUGUUUCGGCAGACCAGUUCGUCAGGAGUAUCGUGCAUUCGAGUAUGAACCUACAAGUGAAGUGAGAUCUCAGUAUGUUCCUUACGGAUACAUACCAAGAGUCGAAACACUGAAAAUGCCGGCGAAUUUACGUUUGGAAGGUACCUUUGAUCUUCAACCUGAGUAUAGAAAUGCUUAUUGCGCGAAAUAUAAUCGUCAGGAAUGCACGGAACCUAAAACGAUCUAUGGUAGAGGCGAUCAUAGCCCAAACGUUACAAAAAGAAGAGAACAUUAUUGGUUGAGAGACGACAAUAGUGGUCAGUGCGAUAAAACGAUCGCUGGUCAAGAACAAAAUGCUUUUUGUGUAUUGGACACGCGAAUGCAUGAAGAUAAUGUCACUGGAAAACCACCGCCCGCCAGCAGAAGGAGCUCCAGAUUGUCUCAAACGAUGGUGCCAAGACCGACGCAGCUAGACCUGACGGAUCGCGCAGUUACCACAAGAAUCUCGCGAUCUCCUAGUCCAACAUAUCGAUUACACGUUUGUGACGUUGACAAUGAGCCGCGAGGUUUCGGUCGUAGACAAUCUCCCGGAAGGGGUGUUCGUAGUCCUUCGGUCGAUCGUACGAUUCAGGACGACAUCAGAUCUUAUUCGCCUAGCUUUGGCAGGAGCAGACAGGAUCGUCGCAUCAAUGAUCAACCAUUCGUAGUUUUAAAUAACGCAUCAAAAAACAUGUCGGGUAGAAGCGAAGUUCGCAGAAAGAAUCGCAUAGACAGAAAUGUCGAUGUUACGGUACCGAUUUCUCGAGGAAGACCCAGAACUCCGACCAGAUGGAUGCCACCAUGGUACGACAAUACAAAUACGAUCUAGAACUCUCGAUCAAGCAGAGUAUGUUGAAAAUAUGUGCUACCAUUACUGGUAAUUUGCUGCCUGAAAUUUCUAUGUUAUACGAAGAAUGUAAACCAGCGACAAAUGUAUGGAUACACUGCCUAUAACUUUGUAUGCAGAAUAACUGAAAUCAAUUGAUAAAAUCAAUCUUUGAAUAUUUAUAUAUUUAGAAACUAUUAAUCUUCCUUGCAGAGAUUCUUGAAGCAAAUGUUACAAAAGUCACAUUUUCUGCAAUGUAUUCGUAUAUGAACUGAUUUACUGUACUUAUAUCGUGUUUGUUAACGCUAAAUGAGAUUGUUUUAUUCUCAGCACGAGAUAAAAUGCAAUUUCUUUGUAUAUAAGAGAAAUAAAACUCAGAAUUAAUUACAUUCAGGACUAAAUGUAGAAUAUAUGAAUAGAGAAAAGAAAAGAGAGAGAGAGAGUAUUAUAUUCAUGUUAUAAAUUAUUUGUUGAU
Messenger RNA from Camponotus floridanus (Florida carpenter ant), 3064 nucleotides. RefSeq lists its product as uncharacterized. Lineage: Eukaryota; Metazoa; Arthropoda; Insecta; Hymenoptera; Formicidae. The record is from RefSeq and is a predicted model, not a curated record. Bases 313 to 2592 code for a protein of 759 amino acids. The transcript is spliced from 8 exons.